This is a messenger RNA of Chara braunii, 8535 nucleotides long. NCBI's taxonomy places the organism in Eukaryota, Viridiplantae, Streptophyta, Charophyceae, Charales, Characeae. The record is from the annotation of a GenBank genome assembly.
GUGUCUUUUGACAUCCUCGACACCAAGUUCGACAUGAUUCUAGGCAUGUCUUGGUUGCGUAGCGCCGAUCAUCCGGUGAACUUYCAUGACCGAACCGUUCACAUCCGUGAUCGGAACRGAGUGUUAGUCCCAUGUACGGUCGCRACCCCUCACACUUCGAUUGCUUGUCACGUGGUUUCCGUUGCGAGAAUUCGCGACGCCAUAGCUCGGAAUGACGUCGAGGAGAUGGGCCUUGUAUUCUUGCAUGCUCUCCCCUCGCCGGACGGACCAGCCGUGUCACCGCCGGACCCACGCAUCACUCACCUCUUCGACGAGUAUGGAGACGUCUUCGAGGCUCCCACAGGAACGGUUCCGGAUCGGCCCAUACGUCACGGGAUCACUCUCGAGGCUGGCGCCGUCCCUCCGCGUGGAUGUAUCUACCGCAUGAGCGAAGAGGAACUCGAGGUGCUUCGCGCACAACUCGAUGACCUUCUCGACAAGGGUUGGAUUCGCCCUAGUUGCUCGCCAUACGGUGCMCCUGUUCUCUUCGUCCGGAAGAAGAACAAAGAUCUACGGUUAUGCAUCGAUUAUCGCAAACUUAACGCACAAACCGUAAAGAACGCCGUCCCUCUCCCUCGGAUUGAUGAUCUCCUUGAGCGGUUAGGCGGCGCGACGUAUUUCUCGAAGUUGGAUUUGAAGUCGGGUUACCACCAGAUUGAAAUCCAGCCUCAAGAUCGGUACAAGACCGCGUUCAAGACGCGGUACGAGCAUUUUGAGUGGGUUGUCAUGCCAUUUGGCCUCACCAAUGCCCCCGCGACUUUCCAAGCAGCUAUGACGACUAAGUUUCGCGACGUGCUCGAUCGCAGCGUCCUCAUUUACCUCAACGACAUUUUGGUUUAUAGUAGGACAUUGGACGAGCACAUCAUACACCUUCGCGCUGUUUUGGAUCGUUUGCGACUGGCCAAGUACAAAGCGAAUCUCGACAAGUGCGAGUUCGCCAAGCAGGAGCUUGAGUACUUAGGUCAUUUUGUCACGCCGAAAGGCAUUCGUCCCUUAGCGGACAAGAUCCAAGCCAUCGUGGAUUGGCCGGAACCCCGUUGCACGACGGAUGUACGCUCUUUCAUGGGUUUGGCUGGAUAUUAUCAGCGAUUCGUCGAGUCAUACUCGAAAGUGGCCGCUCCUUUGUCGAGAUUUCAGUCCCCGAAGGUGCCCUUCGAGUUCGGCGACGCAGCCCGUGGCGCGUUCACUACGUUGAAGGCAGCGAUGCAAGCCGCACCUGCCCUCCGUAUMUACGACCCCACCCUWCCCACCCAAGUGACUACRGACGCUUCGGGAUACGGUAUUGGUGCGGUGYUGGAACAGUGUCACGAGGACGGUUGGCAUCCGGUYGAGUAUUUCUCCCARAAGGUGCCUCUCGUCAACACUCUCGACGACGCUAGGAAGAAAGAGCUACUCGCGUUCGUCACCGUUCUCAAACGGUGGCGCCACUUUCUUCUCGGUCGUUGGCGUUUUAAAUGGAAUACGGACAACAAUCCGUUGACCUUUUACAAAACGCAGGAUACGGUCACUAGCACGAUCGGUCGAUGGAUGUAUUACAUCGACCAGUUCGACUUUGACCCGUGCCACAUUCUCGGUCCCGCCAAUCAAGUUGCGGACGCCCUCUCACGACGGCCCGAUUUUUGUUCCAUUGUGACCACGACAUUCGACCUCGAUGACGAUCUGCAUCCGCAUUUCGUCAAAGGCUACAAGUCCGAUCCGACUUACUCUACGCUUUACGCGGAGCUUUCAUCGGAUCACCCGCCGGCUAGCCACUAUCGGAUUUCCGACGGGUUCCUUCUCCUUCACACGAGAGGAAAGGACUUGUUAGUUGUGCCCCAAGAUCGCAUCUUACGGACUCGUCUUCUCGGCGAAUUCCACGAUGCACGAAUUUCGGCACACCUUGGCGUGAACCGCACACUAGCACGCCUCCGCCAGCGUUUUCACUGGCCCGACGUCCUUCAUGACGUCAUGAGGUACAUUGAGUCAUGUGCAGUUUGCCACCCGCCUGAGCUCGCACGACUCUUGCACACCGGUUGGAUUACCAACCAGGGUGUUCCGGAAGACAUAGUGAGCGACCGAGAUACUCGCUUCAUGUCAGCUUUUUGGACUUCCCUUAUGGCUGAGUCCGGUACGACAAUGAAGCCGAGCUCGGCUCGACACCCGCUGACGGAUGGCCAAACGGAGCGAGCACACCAGACCGCUCAGAUGAUGUUGCGUACGCUCAUCCAUCCCGACCAAAAAGAUUGGGUUGACCGGCUUCCCGACAUCGAGUUCGCCUAUAACACUUCGGUGCACCCGGCAAUCUGCGUCACACCAUUCGAGUUACAUCAUGGUGGAGAGAAAGCACGGAUCUUCGCUGAUCUCCUUCUGCCACAGGCCGCCGACAUGGACGUCCCUUGCUCUCCCGCUUCCGUUCGGAAGUACCGGGACUUGCUGAUCAAAGCCCGCGCGAAUAUGCAAAAGGCUCAGGUCCGCAUGCAGCAGCAAGCUAACCGACGUCGACUUCCAUGUCCUUUCCGCGAGGGAGACUUUGUUUGGGUCCUCUCCGAGGAAUUUGUGCUCGAGCAGAACGUUUCGCGCAAACUCCUUCCGAAAUGGUUCGGACCAUGGGAAGUCACUUCUUCCGUUGGAGACGACCCCGCAGGUCCUUCCUUUGUGGUCAACAUUCCCCCGCACCUUCCAGUGCACCGGGUCUUCCACGCGUCGAAGCUGGCCAUCUACACGCCACCUUCCGCCGACGAGUUUCCCGGCCGUCGAUCACAGGAUCUGCCUUCUAUGGACGGACAUCAGGAAGUCGACCGAGUCAUCACGCACCGCGAGUAUGGCAACAAGCCAAUGCAGUUCAAAGUCACAUUCAAGCAAUGUGCGCCUGAUGACACUCGGUGGAUCUCUACUGCAGACUUGCAGACUUUUGCACCCCUCAUCUUCGCCGACUAUGAGAAGCGACGCCUUGCCAAGGAAGCAGCUCGUCCCACCCGACCCAUCCUGGACACAUCAGCAGGACACGUGAGCAGGCCACGUCAGCAGGCCACGUCAGCAGGACACGUCAGCAGGACACGUCAGCAGGACAUGUCAGCAGGCCACGUCAACCGACAGCAGUGCCGUGUCAGCAACAGGGAGUACCACGUCAGGAGGCCCCCAGCCUGGUCUAUGCUCACGCGCUCGCAAACAGCCGUCAUGGACCAGAAGUUCGGGGAAACGGACGAGGCUUGUCAGGCCCGGAUGCUGCUUCUGAUUACCGAAGCUAAGCAACGGUCGGAUGCAGUAGCAGCCGCAACAAAGCAGAAGGCAGAGGACGCCGAGAAGGCACGUCUGCAAUUGAACAGCAGCGCUUGCACGACGAGGCAGCAGCAAAGGCUGCCGAUGAAGAACGAGUUCAACGUCGUGAGAAGAUAUUCAGCGGAGAGCAAGCCUUGCUCACAAUGGCCGAGGCCGAGAAUGGCAAGAUGGAAGAUAGUGAAAACAAGAUCGCUCUACUCCUCUCCCAUCUCACGGACCUCCUGGCAACAUGCAUUACACAACAGGAAGACAUCCACAGCCUCGAGGCAUUGGAGAUUGGAGUUGGAAGAGCAGGAGGACAUCCACAGCAGGAGGUGUUGGAAGAGCUGGCAUCGGGGACAUCCAAUGCCUCGAGGCGAUCAGAGGUGUUGGAAGAGCUGGCAACAUGCAUUACACAGCAGGAGGACAUCCACAGCCUCCUGGCGACCCGUCACCGCCCCCGAUGCCAACUCUUCCAAGACCUCCGAUCGCCUCGAGGCAUUGGAGAUUGAUGUCGGCUCCCUCAAGGACGGCGUGCAGUUACAGCAAACCGCUACGCAACAGUUGGAGCAGCGGAUCUGUACUACCGCCAACCACUCGAGCUCGGAACCACGCGAGACAGCUCCAAAGUUCGACGGGCAGGAUAUCUUCUGUGACUCGACGAAGACCGAUCCGAUUUCAUGGUUCCGCAAGUUUGAGCUCACGUUGCAGCUACACUACGUCAAAGAACACAAGCACCACGGGUACUUGUACUCCCGGUCGGGGGGCGCAUGCCAAACAUGGUUGGACAAUCUUUUGUCCAAGUACGGAGUGGUAGCUGCCGACUUGCAUACCAAGAUCAGUUGGGAUGCUCUGAAGGCGGCGUGGCAUAAGCGGUUCCAAGUAGCGCCCGGAGAUCAAGGCAAUGGACAAGCUAAUGGUCUUCGAACAAGGCACGCUGCCGAGCAAGGGCAAAUCGGAAAACUGAGCACCAUCGGGAGUGACUCGACGACACUCUCGACGCCUUCGGAACCGGUCACUUCGCGGUUGACCACCCUUCAUUCCGAGGCACAUGCGGAAGUCGAUAGUCCUCUUCUUUAUUCUUUUGAGGACUAUGCGGCGUGGCUCGUUCCUACGCUGGGUACUCAUGCUCAAGGACAACACGUGUGUGCGACAUCUUCUCCGUCCAACAACGACAACUUUUCGUCUUUAAGUGGUUCUUCACGGGUUUCGGCACGCGACUUCAAAAUAAAGGUAUUGGACCCGCUCACGUCCGGGGAUUUUGCAUGGCUUCCUCUCCUGACCAUGGGCCGCUUGCCGGGACCGCAAUGCGUAACACUAUGCGCUCAUCUUCACACGUACUUAUCUUUCUAUGCACCACCAACUUCGCCGACGGAUGACGAAGUCACGGUGGGGGACAUCCUUGCGUAUGUUACCACGGUGGCCCGCGAGUUUCGCAAUCAGCGGUACGACGACAACAACGCACCGCUCGUCUAUGUCCGCAUCCAAGUUGGGCAAGCGACCUGCAGCGCUUUGCUGGAUAGCGGCGCGUCUCGCAAUUUUAUGAGCCAAACCUUUAUGCAAAAGGCUGGCCUUGGCGCACAAGUUCGAAGGAAGGCAAACCCGACGGCGAUCAAGUUGGCGGACGCAAGGACGCAGCAACUUAUCGACCUCUACAUCGAGGCCGUACCGGUAAAUUUCGCACCUCAUGCAUGCGAACCAGUGACAUUUGACAUUUCGGACACGGACUUCGAUAUUAUUUUGGGAAUGCCUUGGCUUGCAAAUGCGGAUCACACAGUCAACUUCCACCAGCGGACUCUUACCGUUCACGACGCCUUCGGUGCCGAAGUGUCGUUUACUAUUCCUAUUCCGCACCCUUCGAUUCGGUGUCAAGUGGUGACGGCCAAGUCAUUCUGGGCUACUUGUGCUUACGAGCAGCUCGACGAAAUCGGCCUAUGUUUCCUAUGGACCAUCGCGGUAGCCGACUCUUCACCCACGAACUGGUCUUCGGGCCCUCGUGUGGUACGGUUGCUUGACGAGUUCGCUGACAUCUUCGAGUCACCUACUGGUGUGGUGCUGGAUCGGUCAAUCUCUCACGAGAUCAUUCUUGAGGCCGGUGCCGUGCCGCCGAAAGGUUGCAUUUAUCGCAUGAGCGAGGAGGAGCUUACGGUCCUCCGCGCGCAACUCGAUGAUUUGUUGGACAAGGGCUGGAUCCGCCCUAGUAGCUCUCCAUACGGAGCGCCAGUUCUCUUCUUACGGAAGAAGAACAAAGAUCUAGGAUUGUGCAUCAACUACAGCAAGUUCAACGCGCAAACCGUCAAGAAUGCGGGGCCUCUUCCUCGCAUCGACGAUCUUCUUGAGCGAUUGGGCGACGCAAAGUAUUUUUCUAAGUUGGAUUUGAAGUCGGGAUAUCAUCAAAUCUCGGUCCGACCGAACGAUCGUUACCAAUCGGCGUUCAAGACGCGGUAUGGGCAUUUUGAGUGGGUGGUCAUGCCUUUUGGCCUCACCAACACCCCGACGACCUUUCAAGCGGCAAUGACCAACGAGUUUCGUGCAGUGUUGGACCGGUUCAUAAUGGUCUACUUAGACGAUAUUCUCGUCUAUAGCCGAUCAUUGGAGGAUCAUCUUGAGCACCUUCGACGAGUGUUGGAGACGUUCUGCGCCAAGUACAAGGCCAACCGCGACAAGUGCGAAUUUGUCCGGCAAGAGCUGGAAUACUUGGGCCAUUUUGUCACACCGGAGGGCAUCACUCCACUAUCAGACAAGAUUCAAGACAUCCAAGAGUGGCCGGAGCCACGGAACGUCACGGAUGUCCGUUCGUUCCUUGGCCUUGCUGGCUACUACCAGCGUUUUAUCAAGGGCUACUCGAAGAUCGCGGCCCACUUGACCAAGCUUCAAUGCAAGGAUCGGCGGUUUGACUUCGGAGCGGAUGCGCGGGAAUCAUUUUUGGCUCUCAAAGCUGUGCUAUUAUCUGCGGAGGUCUUGCGCAUAUAUGACCCGCUUUUGCCUACGCGUGUCACUACGGAUGCGUCCGGCUAUGGUGUCGUCCUUGAGCAACACGAUGGCGUGGACUGGCACUCGGUCGAGUAUUUCAGCAAGAAAGUGCCCACCGUGCAGGACUCGGUCGAGUAUUUCAACAAGAAAGUGCCCACCGUGCACUCCAUUGACGAUGCACGCAACAAGGAGUUCCUCGCCUUCGUCCACGCGCUCAAGCGGUGGCGGCACUUCCUCCUUGGUCGAAGCCAAUUCCGAUGGGUAACGAACAACAAUCCGUUGGUCUUUUACAAGACCCAAGACACCGUCAACAGCACCAUCGCUCGAUGGAUGGCUUUCAUCGACCAGUUCGACUUCUUUCCCGAUCACAUUCCGGGGAAGUCGAACCGUUUUGCAGAUGCUCUUUCACGGCGUCCGGAUCAUUGUACCGCGGUCUAUUCAACCUUCGAGAUCGACAACGACCUGCGGGACAGCUUCAUCCACGGCUACCAAGUCGACCCCGAGUUUCGUGACAAGUACGCGAAUUCCUCCUCUCCUAAUCCGUCGCCUUCUCACUACCAGAUCCAAGAGGGGUACUUGCUUGUCCACACACGGGGGAAGGACCUUUUUUGCGUACCGAGUGACCCUCACUUGCGUACACGGCUUCUUGGCGAGUUCCACGAUGCUCCCACCAUCGGACACUUUGGAGUCAAUCGCACAAUUGGCCGACUUCGCGAGUGCUUUUGGUGGCCCGGCCUUCUCGGCGACGUCGCAUGCUAUUGCGAGUCAUGCGAGGUUUCCCGACGCUGCAAAUCCCGCAACCAUCGUCCAUACGGCGAGUUGCGACCAUUACCGGUCCCCUUGUGGCGAAGGGAAGUGAUUGCCAUGGACAUUACCGGCCCGUUCCCCAAGCACAAGACCGUCGUGGAUGGGAUUCUCACGGUGGUCGACCGACUCACCAAGUUCGCCAUGUUUUUGCCUUGCCGCUAUCAUGCCAAGGCACCGGAGUUGGCCGAGGUCCUUUAUGCCGGUUGGAUUCGAACCAAGGGUUACCCCAAGGAAAUCGUUUGUGACCUCGACACUCGGUUCAUGUCCGAUUUUUGGUUGGCGCUCAUCAAACGAUGGGGCUCAUCUCUCAAGCCAAGUUCGGCUCGCCACUCCCAAACCGAUGGCCAAAUGGAGAGGGCACAUCAGACCGCACAGGUUCUCCUUUGCACUCUAAUCCGCCCCGACCAGAAGGAUUGGGUUGAGCGGCUGCCGGAUGUCGAGUUGGCCUACAACUCGUCCAUCCACCCGGCUAUCGGGAUGUCGCCCUUCAAGUUUGAUGGACAAGCAUCUACUCAAAUGAAUGUGGUGGUCGACAUGCAGGUAGAUAGGCCGGUUGAAGGAAUAUCAUGGUCUAAUGUGCCGAUGCAAAUUGAGCCACAUAGUGAUGCAGAUGGUGUAUUUGGAAAUUGGCUCGCCGAUGCUCGCACGAAAACGAAAUACUUCGAGGAAUGUAGUGAACGAUACGAGUAUGGCAUGGCUUCGCAGAUUCAUGACAUGGAGCAGCGGCUGCUUCAGCGUGAGUCUAAAGUGCCUUAUGGUAUUGCAGGUAAGGUUCCGAACGAUUCUGCAUUGAAAAGAGAAUGCAACCGCUAUAUGACAGACAAUAAAGGCCUUCGGUGGACUCAGGACGAGUUGCUUGGGAUGUUGAAGAAGAAGGAGGCGGAAGUGACUAGCCUGAGGAGUGCAUUCGCAAAAAUUGAGGUGAAUGCACGAUCAGUGCUUGAAAGUUUCCUGGAAAGGAAACGAAGUGAAGAGGUGAGAGAUUGCUCUUUGUCCGGUAGUGUGGAUGCGAAGAAAGAGGAUGAUGUUGGCGAGGACAUUGUCAGCCAACUUACACCUUUAAUUCAAUCCUCCAUUAGAAAUGACUUACUUGACCAAGUUGUUGAGCUUAGUACUAAAGUUGAUCCGCAUGUGUCCCAAAAGUGUGAGUAUUUGCGUCUACGCUGUGAAACAGCCGAGAGUGGAUUGAGAAAAUUGUUGUCGGCGGGUGCCUUGCCAUCGAUUGAUCCUUCUUUUGCAUCAAAGGUGUUUGAGCUUCCAUUACGUCGAACUUUAGAAGAGCUUCCGAAAAGUUGUUUGAUUGGUAUGUUGCAAUCAUUGCGAACAGUUGGUGUGGAGCUUGCACAUAGAAAUGCUCUUUUGGAGGUGUUACUCUCGGACAAUUGUACAAGGACGCACGAGAAGAGUUAAUGGACGCUGUGUUUCAACAUAGUUUCUCGGAUCAGUGUGGUGAUGGACUAAUGAAUGGCAUGAUGGCGA